AUGGGGUCCUUCGUGCAUGGCAUGGGGCCUUCGAUGUCGUAUUACAUACUUGGGAAAUCUGUCGACGCAGUUGGGAACAACUUAGGCAAUCUGGACGCAAUUGUCCAUGCACUUUCUAAGUUAGUUCCAUAUAUGUGGUUCUUGGCACUCAUCACACUCCCUGCUGGAAUAAUUGGUGAGAGAAAACUUCUAGCUUUUCUAUCUUUGAUAAUGAUAAUGUACAUAAAGAAUGAAAGUUAUCCACCUAUCCUGAAACAGAGCAUAGUGGAGGUCUAUGGAAUUCUACGGAAAUCUGAGAAUCGCAAGGAACUAAACCACAACGACCCUGCUGCAGAAAUUGCAUGUUGGAUGUAUACAAGUCAGAGACAAAUGACACGCAUGCAGAUGGCAUAUCUGAGAUCAGUGCUCAGUCAAGAUGUUGGAGCUUUCGACACUGACUUAACCACUGCGUACAUCAUGGCUGGAGCAACAAACCACAUGAAGGUCAUACAAGAUGCAAUUGGCGAGAAGACUCUUUCACACAUCAAGACUGUCUUCUCAUUUGUUGGAGAAAACUCCGCAAUGAGAUCGUUCAUCAAAUGCAUGGACAAGCAAGACAAGCUAAGCAAGAAAGAGGCAAUGACAAAAGGACUAGUCUAUAUUGGAGCAGUAGCGGUAACUGCAAGAUCUGCGACAGCGGGUGAAACAAUUGCUGCCGUCAUUAACAUCCUCUCCGCUGCAAUAUAUAUCUCGAAUGCAGCACCAGAUCUCCAGGCCUUCAGCCAAGCUAAAGCUGCUGGUAAAGAAGUAUUUAAGGUUAUCAAAAGAAAACCGGCGAUAAGUUAUGAAUCAGAUGGAAUAAUCUUAGACAAGGUCACUGGAGAUAUUGAAAUAAGAGAGGUGGAAUUCACAUAUCCAUCCCGUGAGGAAAACCCAAUUCUUCAAGGAUUCUCGCUAACUAUACCAGCAGGCAAAGUUGUGGCUCUUGUGGGGAGCAGUGGAUGUGGGAAGAGCACCGUGAUUUCUCUGGUACAAAGGUUCUAUGAUCCUAUAUCAGGUGACAUUAUUAUCGAUGGUCAAAACAUUAAGGAACUCGAUCUGAAGUCCUUGAGAAGAAAUAUAGGUUCCGUAUCUCAAGAACCAGCACUAUUUUCUGGUACUAUCAUGGAUAACUUGAGAAUUGGCAAAAUGGAUGCAACUGAUGAAGAGAUAACUGAAGCAGCAAAAACAGCUAAUGUGCACUCUUUCAUAUCCAAACUUCCAAACCAAUACUCAACUGAGGUAGGAGAAAGAGGUGUGCAACUAUCAGGUGGUCAGAAACAGAGAAUAGCAAUUGCAAGGGCUAUUCUCAAAGAUCCUCCAAUUCUUCUUCUUGAUGAAGCCACAAGUGCACUUGAUUCAGAAUCAGAGAAGCUAGUCCAGGAUGCUCUUGACAGAGCUAUGCAAGGGAGGACAGUUAUCUUGAUUGCUCACAGAAUGUCAACAAUAAUAAAUGCAGACAAGAUUGUUGUUGUGGAGAAUGGAAGAGUAGCUCAAUCUGGAACACACGAAGAAUUGCUGGAGAAAAGUACAUUCUACUUGAGUGUAUGCAAUAUGCAAAAUCUAGAGAAGAAAUCUAGCAAGAGUGAAGAAAGAUUUACUGAUCAAGGAGCAGAACAAGACACUGAAACAUACAAAGAACACUCCUUCACUGCUCAUGAACAAGAGAAGAAACCAGAACCCACCACAAAGCAACCAAAGCAAGGGGUCAGAAAGAGAACAUCUGCUUUCAACAGGAUAUUCCUCGGAACUAUGAAACUAGUACCACAAAAGGUUCUGCUGGGCUCCACAGCAGCAGCAAUCUCCGGGAUCUCAAGGCCUCUAUUUGCUUUCUACAUCAUGACAGUUGGCAUAGCAUACCUCGAUCCAGAUGCAAAGAGAAUGGUCAGCAAAUACUCAAUAAUUUUGUUCCUUAUUGGGAUGUCAACGUUCUUUAGUAACAUCUUCCAGCACUAUAUCUAUGGCCUGGUCGGCGAAAAGGCAAUGAACAACCUAAGGGAGGCCCUGUUUUCAGUUGUCCUUCGGAACGAAAUAGGCUGGUUUGAAGAAUCAAAGAACAGUGUCGGCUUCCUGACCUCACGUGUUGUCAGUGACACCUCCAUGAUUAAAACAAUUAUAUCUGAUCGAAUGGCUGUUAUUGUUCAAUGCAUCUCCUCAAUUUUGGUUGCAACAGUGUUAAGCACGGCAGUGAACUGGAGGAUGGGUCUAGUUUCAUGGGCUCUGAUGCCAUGUCACUUUGUCGCCGGCCUUGUACAGGUCAGGUCAGCAAAAGGUUUUGCUACUGACACCUUUAAGUCUCAUCGGAAGCUCAUCUCACUCACUUCAGAGGCUGUUAGCAACAUUCGCACAGUGGCGUCUUUUGUUCAGGAAGAAGAAAUACUCAGGAAAGCAGAUUUGGCAUUGCAAGAACCGAUGCGGAUAAGCAGGAUCGAGAGUAUCAAGUAUGGCGUAGUACAGGGGAUUUCCCUCUGCUUGUGGCAUAUGACACAUGCUAUUGCAUUGAGUUAUACCAUUGUGCUACUUGACAAGAGACUAGCAACAUUUAAAGACUGUGUGCGAUCAUACCAAGCAUUUGCAAUGACAAUAUCUUCCAUCACGGAGCUAUGGUCUUUGAUACCUAUGGUACUGUCAGCCAUUGCAAUAUUGGAUCCUGCACUAGACAUUCUCGACAGAGAAACGCAGAUAGUGCCAGAUGAACCAAAAGUGACCAGUGAAGACAGAAUUGUAGGUAACGUUGAGUUUGAAGAUGUAAGUUUCAGCUAUCCCUCGAGACCAGAAGUGACCAUACUAGAUAGUUUGAGUCUAUCUAUUGAGUCAGGCCAAAGGGUCGCAUUGGUCGGGCCAAGUGGUUCAGGAAAAUCCACAGUGUUAGCUCUUCUGCUAAGAUUCUAUGAUCCUUGCAACGGGCGAGUACUUGUCGAUGGUAAGGACCUCAGAAGCUACAACCUGAAGUGCCUGAGAAAGCAGAUAGGACUUGUUCAGCAAGAGCCAAUCUUGUUCAACCUGUCUAUAAGAGAGAACAUCAGCUACGGGAAUGAAGGUGCGUCGGAAACAGAAAUAGUGGAGGCUGCAAUGGAGGCAAACAUCCAUGAGUUCAUAAGCAGCCUGUCAAAAGGGUAUGACACGGUGGUAGGGGACAAAGGAAGCCAACUUUCUGGAGGUCAGAAGCAAAGGAUAGCUGUGGCAAGAACUAUACUGAAGAAGCCCGUCAUACUGCUACUAGAUGAGGCGACGAGCGCUCUAGAUGGCGAAUCUGAGAGGGUGGUGAUGGACACCCUGGGCGCAAAGGGGUGGAAAAGCAAAGGUGAGCUUUCAAGCAAGAUGACAAGUAUCACGAUUGCACACAGACUGUCCACUGUCACAAACACAGAUGUGAUCGUCGUGAUGGACAAAGGCGAGGUGGUAGAAACGGGUAGCCACGCAACAUUGCUCGCAGCAAGCAAUGGCAUUUACGCAAGACUGUACAGUAUGCAAAUCAAAGGGGUUAAAGACUGA
Molecule: messenger RNA, 3513 nt
Organism: Lolium perenne
Lineage: Eukaryota; Viridiplantae; Streptophyta; Magnoliopsida; Poales; Poaceae
Product: ABC transporter B family member 14
Biological process (GO): oligopeptide export from mitochondrion
Cellular component (GO): mitochondrial inner membrane
Molecular function (GO): ATP binding; ABC-type oligopeptide transporter activity; ATP hydrolysis activity
Source: RefSeq, a predicted model, not a curated record